Molecule: messenger RNA, 366 nt
Organism: Ilyonectria robusta
Lineage: Eukaryota; Fungi; Ascomycota; Sordariomycetes; Hypocreales; Nectriaceae
Exons: 1
Coding region: 1-366 (121 amino acids)
Source: RefSeq, a predicted model, not a curated record
AUGAACAUUUUGCCGAUGGAUCUCGAUCUUGGGGAGCGACUGGAAGCUAUCAUUCACUACAGCAAGGUACUGUUCUUUCAUCAAACCUUUUCGAACUGGGAGGGAAAGCCGCGAUGGAGGGAGGGAGUUAUAGGAGACAUGGAUGAAGUAAGUUUGGAUUGGCUGGACAAGGAUGAUGAUGUUCGACCUGCACCAGGUGCGGAUAAGCGGAUAUGCACUUCAGCUGCUUGGAAGGCCUUUUUGAAACACCUGCAAGAGAGGAUCAACGACUGGAUGAACCCGCUGCACGACUCGGCCCUAAAGGAGGUCGUGGGACUUCGGAAACUCCUGAGACGGGCAAGGGAGGAGAACCGCAAUAGCAAGUAG